GCUUCAUAGUCUCUUUCCAGACCACUCAGUUUCUACAGAAGAAAGCAAGGUCGGAGGAAAACUGGGAAAGCUCUCAGAAAUGGCGUCGUCCACAGCAAAGCUCACGUUCCGCGUUGUAAUGGUGGGUCUGGUUCUUCUGCUUCUCUUCUACGUUGGUCGCCCUCUCUACUGGAAAAUCUCAGCAACUAUCCACGAUAUCCGAGAAAACAAACAGACCGUCAAGCAAGGAAUUUCGCAGAUCGUUCUUGAAGCCCAGAAAUCUGUUGGCUGGUACCACGACGAGUCGGAUUCGGGUAUCCGUGAUGUUAGGGUCGGGAAAAAAGCUGUGGCUCGGAGGCUUCUUUAAUCACCAGGUUUCGUGAAAGCUCCAAUUUUUAAAUUAAGAUUUUCUGUAAUUUUGAAAGUUGUUCACUGUUUGUAUUAGAUCUGAAUGGUGGAAAUAAUGGGGGGUCUUUGAUAUUCCCAAGAAAAAGUGGAAAAGAGAGGGGAAAAAAAAAAAUUGUAAACUUUUUUUGUUGGGUUAGUGAGUUCUAGUUUUGAGGAAUUUGUAAUGCUUUUUAUGAUUACUGAAAAAGAAUUUGUGUAACUAUAAUGCCGCGUACUGUGCUUUGAUUUUCAAUGGUUUUCUUUAGUAAAAAUGUAAAGCAUAAUCAUUAAGCUGUUGUAA
This is a messenger RNA of Ziziphus jujuba (common jujube), 667 nucleotides long. RefSeq lists its product as uncharacterized. The transcript has 2 exons. NCBI's taxonomy places the organism in Eukaryota, Viridiplantae, Streptophyta, Magnoliopsida, Rosales, Rhamnaceae. The record is from RefSeq and is a predicted model, not a curated record. Bases 80 to 346 code for a protein of 88 amino acids.